Molecule: messenger RNA, 1071 nt
Organism: Danaus chrysippus (African queen)
Lineage: Eukaryota; Metazoa; Arthropoda; Insecta; Lepidoptera; Nymphalidae
Source: the annotation of a GenBank genome assembly
AUGUCGAUGCCACAUAGUAGUUCGAGCACUACGAGUUCCAGCACAAAACGUAAAGAAAUAUACAAAUAUCAAGCACAAUGGCCUCUGUACUCAAUGAACUGGUCAGUACGUCCCGACAAAAGAUUCCGUUUGGCCCUCGGCAGUUUUGUGGAAGAGUACAAUAAUAAGGUACAAAUCAUAUCAUUGGAUGAAGAGACGAGUGAGUUCAGUGCUAAGAGCACAUUUGACCAUCCUUAUCCGACCACAAAAAUUAUGUGGAUACCUGACAGCAAGGGGGUGUAUCCUGACCUUCUGGCUACCAGUGGGGACUACCUCCGUAUCUGGCGUGCCGGUGAACCAUACACCUUGUUUGAGUGUGUAUUGAACAAUAACAAGAACUCAGACUUUUGUGCUCCUCUCACGUCUUUUGAUUGGAAUGAAGUUGAUCCUAAUUUAAUUGGUACAAGUAGUAUUGACACAACAUGCACUAUCUGGGGUUUGGAGACAGGACAGGUGAUGGGGAGAGUCAACGAGGUCUCCGGACAUGUGAAGACUCAACUGAUUGCUCAUGAUAAGGAGGUGUACGACAUAGCGUUCAGUCGCGCGGGCGGAGGUCGUGACAUGUUCGCCUCAGUGGGGGCUGACGGCUCUGUGCGAAUGUUUGACUUGAGACACCUUGAACAUUCCACCAUUAUAUAUGAGGAUCCACAACACACACCGCUACUCCGUCUAGCGUGGAACAAACAAGACCCCAACUACCUGGCUACUAUAGCGAUGGACGCGUGCGAGGUCAUCAUACUCGACGUGAGGGUUCCCUGUACGCCGGUCGCGAGGCUCAACAACCACAGGGCCUGUGUUAACGGCAUCGCGUGGGCUCCGCACAGUUCGUGCCACAUCUGCACGGCGGGAGACGACCACCAGGCGCUGAUCUGGGACAUCCAGCAGAUGCCGCGCGCCAUCGAGGACCCCAUCCUCGCGUACACCGCCGCCGAGGCUGCCGGGAGCGAGGUGAACCAGAUCCAGUGGGGCGCCACGCAGCCCGACUGGAUCGCGAUAUGCUAUAACAGACACACCGAGAUACUGCGAGUUUAG